Messenger RNA from Cynara cardunculus var. scolymus (artichoke), 1207 nucleotides. RefSeq lists its product as uncharacterized. Bases 280 to 1086 code for a protein of 268 amino acids. The record is from RefSeq and is a predicted model, not a curated record. The transcript has 3 exons. NCBI's taxonomy places the organism in Eukaryota, Viridiplantae, Streptophyta, Magnoliopsida, Asterales, Asteraceae.
CAAUUUCAGUCCUGGAAAAAGAGUUGGGUCACAUGGAAAGACCAAGAACCAUUUGUGAUUAAUGAAUUGAACGUUGAACCUCCGCACAACCGUCGUCAUUGCGAAAUUAUAAAACCCUAAUUACUUAUAAUCAGCCUUGGCAAUGGUUGUUCAUCGAUGAUUUUGUGAACCAAUCGUAUUUCUCCAACUGUGCGUCUGAGAAAAAACCACAGGAAUCGGUGCAAAUUGUUUACCCAUUUGUAUUGCUCGAGGAAGAAGCAGCGAAGAAAAGAGAGAGAUAUGGGGUUUCUUUCGAACAGAGUUGAAAGAAGUGAGAUCAAAGCAGGCGAUCAUAUCUACACUUAUAGAGCUGUAUUUGCUUACUCUCACCAUGGUAUCUUUGUUGGAGGUAACAAAGUGGUCCAUUUUACCCAUUUUACCCCUGAUCGUGAGACGAGUUCAAGCACCGAAACCUCUUCCAAUUCUUACGAUGGAAUGUCCAAAACGCCCUCCUGUCAAACAUAUCCAGACUGUGGUUUUCGACAACCUAAAAGUGGAGUUGUCCUCUCCUGCUUAGAUUGUUUUUUACGAAAUGGGACCCUCUACACCUUUGAAUAUGGUGUAACCCCAACCUUCUUCCUUGCCAAAGUACGAGGUGGCACUUGCACCACAGCCACAUCGGAUGGUCCCGGCACAGUCAUCCACCGAGCCAUGUAUUUGCUUCAAAACGGAUUUGGGAACUAUGACGUGUUUCAGAACAACUGUGAGGACUUUGCUUUGUACUGCAAAACUGGGAUACUGACCAUUGACAAGUUGGGAAUUGGAAGAAGCGGACAAGCUUCUUCUCUCGUUGGUGCACCAUUGGCGGCUCUUCUCUCCUCCCCUUUUAAAUUCUUGAUCCCGAGCCCGGUGGGUGUUGCUACUGUGACGGCAGGAAUGUAUUGCAUGAGCAGAUAUGCUACUGAUAUUGGAGUCAGAACUGAUAUUGUCAAAGUAGCUGUCGAAGAUUUAGCUGUGAAUCUUGGUUGGAUGGAUGGUUUGGAAGAAGAAUUUCAAGAAAACAAAGCUUCAAGUGAAAACAAGAAUCAGGUAAUUCAUGUUGAUUAAUCUAAUGCUGCUACAUUUGCUCCACGGAUUUCGUUUUAUUUUGUUUGUUUGUUUGUUGAUACUGAGAACAUCUGAACUCUUUGGUGAAAUGAGAAAAUAUCAGCUGUUCAUGAUGAAAAAA